AUGGAGCCCGUCGACAUUAUUCCUUUGGCUUCCUCGAGCUCCGGUGAGCUUCAAGGGCGGCCACCGGCCGAAACCUCACCGAGAAAUCCAAGCGUUUCCUAUUCAGAAGGUAAAGAAACGGAGGUAUCACAAGCUGACCAGACCACCGCCCCUUUACCGACACCGACAGACUCAAGUGUCGGAACUGAAGCUCCAUCCUCUACAGUUGACGAACAUCAGCAAAACGAACAGCAGCAGCAACAACAGCAGGGCUCAAAAACCGCUGGAGGUGACGUUAUUCGAUUCGUGGCUGAGGCGGGGCAACCGGUCGUCGCGUUUACAGGCACCAACAUCAGUAGCGCGGAGCCCACCUUCGGACAAAUCGUCUCUAAGUCAGGUGAAUGCGUCGUCGCUAAACCGGUCGAAUACAUUAGCGAAGAAUACCUGGAUUGGGUCUGGCAGAAUCGUAUUGGCCCGAGCGCAAAGCUUAAGAAGGACGUCAACUGGAACGUCAUGACCAACAAAAACUUUUUCUUGGACAAGUUCGUACACAACAACGACUCAAUCAACUACUGCGUCCGCUGGGAUACCAGUACCAACCUGAAGAAGGAUAUCGCAUCCAAAUUCAAGGACGUUCUCGAACGCCACUACAACAAGUGGAACAAAUGGUUGGAGGGAUACAACUGCUGGCCGUUCAGGAAGCUCGAGUUCGACUGGACGGACGAGUCUCUGGGCAAACUUUAUGAGAGGAAUCUCGACUCGGAUGGUGUGCCUCAGUGUCCGGUUGAAUGCUAUCGCUUCUACGACCACGUCAACAAUAUGUGGUCGGACACGAGCGCGUGUGAGAGUGAACCUUUUGAUGUUUCGUUUUGGCUGAAGGAAGAUAUCCCCUAUGGCUACGGCUACGACUGGGGCCAGGAGGUGAGCUUAAACGAUACCAUGAACAACCUCUACGACGAGGAUAUUUUGUUCAUUGGCCACGAGAUCGGUCACGGCUUCGGUCUCCCGGAUUUUUAUGGCUUGGACUCCAAGCCGGCAAGAGAUUUCCCGAACUCAAUCAUGAUGGCGUACAGUUCAUCAACUAUUACGGCCAGCGACGGCUGGAUGCUGCGUCGCGUCCUCGAUCAUGUCAAACCUCGCCUUAAGAUCUAA
Messenger RNA from Phytophthora nicotianae INRA-310, 1131 nucleotides. RefSeq lists its product as hypothetical. Bases 1 to 1131 code for a protein of 376 amino acids. The transcript has 2 exons. NCBI's taxonomy places the organism in Eukaryota, Oomycota, Peronosporomycetes, Peronosporales, Peronosporaceae. The record is from RefSeq and is a predicted model, not a curated record.